GCCCCUGGGCAAGUGGGUCCCAGCAGCUGAAGGAGGAGUGCAAGGAAGAGAACAGGAGAAAAGGCAAAAGCAGCCUGUCCCUAUGCUUCUGAGGCUGGAUUGAAUGUGUAUCUUGUAACCAAUUAGGCAGAAUCACAUGGACUCCUUCCCAUUUUUCUUAGUGCACAUGGCCCACAAUAGCCUGUGGGAGAGUCCAGGAGCUUUCAGAAUAUGGCGGCAUACCUGCAGAGACUUGGGGUGAACACGGCCAUCUUUGAGAGGCGCCAUGUCAUCGGGGGUGCAGCUGUCACAGAAGAAAUCAUCCCAGGGUUUAAGUUCUCUCGAGCAUCCUACCUCCUCAGCCUACUGAGGCCUCAGAUUUACACGGACCUGGAGCUGAAGAAAUAUGGGCUACGGCUUCAUCUCCGAAACCCCUACUCCUUCACUCCUAUGCUGGAAGAGCCCACAAUGAGCAAGGCACCCAGGUCCCUUCUGCUGGGCACAGAUGUGGCAGAAAACCAGAAGCAAAUCUCGCAGUUCUCACAGAAGGAUGCUCAGGCCUUUCCCAGAUAUGAGGAAUUCAUGAAACGCUUGGUGCUGGCCAUCAAUCCUCUGCUAGAUGCUGCCCCAGUGGACACAGUGGCCUUACAGCAUGGCUCCCUGCUGCAGAGGCUCCGGGCACUGGCCUCCAUUGGGCCCUUGUUGAAGGCAGGCCGCACCCUGGGGGCCCAGCUCCCCCACUGCUACCAGGUCCUCACAGCCCCGAUCUCCAACGUGCUGGACCACUGGUUUGAGUCUGAGCCUCUAAAAGCCACUCUGGCCACAGAUGCUGUGAUUGGGGCCAUGUCAAGUCCCCACACCCCUGGGAGCGGGUAUGUGCUGCUGCAUCACGUGAUGGGGGGCCUGGAGGGAACACAGGGCGCCUGGGGCUACGUCCAGGGUGGCAUGGGUGCCCUCUCUGAUGCCAUCGCAUGUUCAGCCACGGCACAUGGAGCAAGUAUCUUCACAGAAAAGACAGUAGCUAAGGUGCAGGUGAACAGUGAAGGCCGCCUUCAAGGAGUCGUGCUGCAGGAUGGCCUGGAGGUCAGGAGCAGAGUGGUGCUGUCCAGCGCACCACCGCAGGUCACCUUCCUGAAGCUGACCCCACAGGAGUGCCUUCCAGAGGCCUUUGUGAGGAGAAUCUCCCAGUUGGACACAAAGUCUCCUGUUACCAAGAUUAAUGUGGCUGUGGACAGGCUGCCCAACUUCCUGGCAGCCCCCAAUGCUCCUACGGGCCAGCCACUGCCUCAUCACCAGUGUUCCAUUCACCUGAACUGUGAGGACACCUUGCUCCUCCACCAGGCCUUUGAAGACGCCAUGGAUGGUCUGCCUUCCCACAGGCCUAUGAUCGAGCUCUGUAUCCCUUCAUCGCUGGACCCUACACUGGCUCCCCCUGGCUGCCAUGUCAUCUCUCUCUUCACUCAGUACACACCCUAUACACUGGCAGAAGGCAGGGCCUGGGAUGAGCAGGAGAGAAACGCCUAUGCAGACAAAGUGUUUGACUGCGUCGAGGCCUACGCCCCUGGCUUCAAGAGCUCAGUGGUAGGCAGAGAUGUCCUCACGCCACCAGAUCUGGAGAGAGUCUUUGGGCUUCCUGGAGGGAACAUAUUCCACUGUGCCAUGUCCCUGGACCAGCUCUACUUUGCCCGCCCAGUGCCCCAAUACUCAGGCUACCGCUGUCCUCUCCAGGGCCUGUACCUCUGCGGAAGCGGGGCCCAUCCUGGAGGAGGUGUCAUGGGAGCCGCUGGACGCAAUGCAGCCCACGUGGUCUUUCAGGACCUCAAGAGCAUGUGACUUUGGACCGGCUUUGACCCAGGGAGAAGAACUCCCCCUGUGCUUCUGGCACUCUCACUGUGCCCAGGACACCCUGCUCCUAAGGAUGUCACUUGAGACAAACCACAUUAGCAAGCUGCAAGCCAUUGUUUCAGGAGCAAAACACACGUUACAUUUAGCGCAAGUCCACCCGUGCCCCAGGUCUCCAUGAAUGAGCUUGCCUUGUUUCAUUAAAAGCAAUGCUUUAUCCAGA
Molecule: messenger RNA, 2044 nt
Organism: Jaculus jaculus (lesser Egyptian jerboa)
Lineage: Eukaryota; Metazoa; Chordata; Mammalia; Rodentia; Dipodidae
Gene: Pyroxd2
Product: pyridine nucleotide-disulphide oxidoreductase domain 2
Exons: 15
Coding region: 211-1812 (533 amino acids)
Molecular function (GO): oxidoreductase activity
Source: RefSeq, a predicted model, not a curated record